UUGCAGAACUAGCGAGGGUCGCAUUUCCCUCGUCCCCGCCCGGCUGGUGGACCCAACCCAACACGGCCGCACCCCCGGCACCGCCGCCUCCCGCGAUGAUCCGCGCGGCCAUCUCGCGCCUCGGCGCCCGCCUCCACCCCCAAGCCCACCACCCCUCCCCGGCUUCCCCUCUUCUCCGCGCCCUCUCCAGCGGCCGCGGCAAGCGCUCCUCCCCCACCGUGUCGCCCGCGGGCUCCGACGACGAGGGCCCCAUGCGCGGCCUUUUCGUGCUCUCCAGCGACCCCGAGCGCCCGCCGCGGCUGAUGGUGGUGCAGCCGCGCCUCCGCCCCGGGAGCCUCCUCGACUCGAAGCUCGCCGAGGCACUAAACCUCGCCAACUCCCUCGAGGAGCCCCGCGACGGCUUCUACCACGGCGAGCUCGCCGCCAAGAGCGCGCCGCCGCACCUCGUAGUCCAGAAUCCGGCCUCCCGCGGCCGCUCUCACGCCGAUACAUAUUUCGGACCUGGAACUGUGGAUAAUGUCAAGUGCUACCUGAGGGCAUCGGAUUCAGAGGAAGGUGUAGAUGCAGUUUUCGUUAAUGCAAUUCUCUCUGGAAUCCAGCAGAGGAACUUGGAGGUUGCCUGGGGAAAGCCAGUUUUAGAUCGUAUUGGGCUUAUAAUUGAAAUAUUCAAUGCUCAUGCUGAAACAAAAGAAGCAAAGUUACAGUCAGAGUUAGCAGCUCUCAUGUACAUGAAGACUAGGCUUGUUCGUGUACGUGGCCCAGGUGGACGACUAACUUUUGGUCCAAGUGGGGAGGCUGAAGUUGUCAGCGCACGAGGGAGAGGAAGUGGGGGACGGGGCUUCAUCAGUGGUGCUGGUGAAACAGAACUUCAACUACAACGCAGGAGAAUCCAAGAACGUCGUGUGAGGUUGUUAGCUCAAAUCGAAGAGGUGCGCCGAACUCGAGCAAUACAACGUUCAAAUCGGAAAAGGCAUGGUGGCUCGUAUGGUCAAGAGCUUGUAACUGUCGCAGUCGUUGGAUAUACAAAUGCAGGAAAAUCUACACUUGUGAGUGCACUUUCUGAAGCCGAUCUGUACAGUGAUGAUAGGCUGUUCGCAACAGUAGAUCCCCGGUUACGAAGUGUGAUUCUUCCAUCAGGGAGAAAAGCACUUCUUAGUGAUACCGUUGGCUUCAUCUCAGAUUUGCCAGUACAGCUAGUGAAAGCAUUUCAUGCCACCCUGGAAGAAGUCGUUGAAGCAGACAUGUUAGUGCAUGUGUUGGAUUCAAGUGCACCUAAUCUUGAGGAGCAUCGAUCUACUGUUCUGCAAGUACUGCAACAGAUAGGUGUUUCACAGGAGAAGAUCCACAAUAUGAUUGAAGUUUGGAAUAAGAUUGAUCUUGAGGACAAGAAUGCUGCAACUGAUGGGGUUGAAGAUGAGAUCUUCCUGACUGAAGGUGACGAGGAGGAAGACAUAUUCUCUGAAGACGAUGUUCCAUCAGAGCAAUCAUCUUUCUAUUCCUUAGAUGAUGGAGCAGAUUCAGAAUAUUUAUUAGAAGAAAAUUCUGAAGGUAACGAUGAUGAAGUGUCAUCUAAAGAGUCCGCUGCCGAGCCUAGUGAGAUGAAACCAAUGAACUCAGAAUUAUCAUCAAAAGAAUGUUUUGGAGAGCUUUCUGGCCCAGAUGCAAAUGGAUGCACUUUGACACAACCAAUGUCCACUUGUCAUGUGAAAACAUCUGCUGUGACUGGGACAGGAUUGCAAGAGUUGUUGGCGUUGAUAGAUAGGAAACUGACUGAACAACAAACGAUUGUGCAGAGAAGCUAUGGACCUUUUGAUAGAAAAUGGAGACAUUCUUCCUCUAUGGAUGGUGAAAAGGAUGCAGAACAGUAGGCUGUUUCGAUUGUUUGGGGAACACUGCUGCUUGCUGCUUCAUUAAGGAUUAUGUGCUCACAUAAUGAUUAAUUGCAGCUAGACACCAAAAUGCUGUGUGCUUGAGCCAUGUCAAGCCGGAAGCUUAGCCCCCAGCCUUGACGAAUUCAGGAACACUUUAGCCGUACAGUUGAACAUCCUUUGUUAAGUGGCCUUGGUUCUUCAUUCGACCCUGAAGCAGGGCUGCUGGACUUUUUGUUCACACGGUGAAUUAUGCCGUUUUUAAGGCUUCCCUAGUCUUCAAUUUGCUGUAGAGUUUGGUGUAUUAUACCCGAAAAAAUAAAGCUGUUGUAAUUCUAUGAUAUGUAAACAGCUCUGCGGUAGCAUGGAUAUUCUUUUUU
Phragmites australis (common reed) is the source of this 2248-nucleotide messenger RNA. RefSeq names its product GTP-binding protein At3g49725, chloroplastic. The record is from RefSeq and is a predicted model, not a curated record. NCBI's taxonomy places the organism in Eukaryota, Viridiplantae, Streptophyta, Magnoliopsida, Poales, Poaceae. Gene Ontology annotation, cellular component: cytoplasm. Gene Ontology annotation, molecular function: GTP binding; ribosome binding. The transcript has 14 exons. The coding region runs from base 96 to 1868 and encodes 590 amino acids.